AAAACAUGACAAUUCCAAAAUGUAAAUUUAACAGUUUUACAAGUAUGAAUACCAUUGUUUUUAUCUUUCAGUCUUACCUAUCCAGACUAAGGAGAGCAUGACCAUUAAUUUCACAGUAGUUGGAUCAACAGUGAAAAUCAAGUUUGGACCGGUACAGCAUAACUAUACAUACAGAGUGUGCUUAGCAACAGUCAUAAAAGAAUACAACUGUUAUAAAGAUAUUGAAAAAACAGAACCGGGUCAGGACAAUGUAGUGUUUACAGAUGUUGAGCCAGACACAUACAGAAUUUAUGUACAAAAACUGCCAGAUCCAGAUAAUCCUAUGAUUGUUACAAAACCUUUCAAUGUCUCAGAACCACCAUUGACAGAGAAGACAACAAUAGCUGCAUCUACUGUUGCUAUAAUUACAAUGGCUUGUCUGUUGUUUGUUGCUGGUGUAACAACACUUUAUUUCUGCUUGAAGAGGAAACGUUGUCAAUGUUCCCCUAUGAACUGGAAGAUUUGUAAUUGUGCCUCCUAUCAAAGAACACCGCAGAGUGCUCCUAACAAUAGAGCAGAAGAUGAAGAAAACAGUUCCAUGUUGGAAAUCUUACCCGUGUAUUAUGAUGAGUCAGAGAGUUUUACGUCUGCUGUUAAAGAAGUGUGUUCGUACCUGAAUAAGUGGGCAAAAUGUCGCAUAAAUCAUAACUGGUUGUCCAGUUUCUAUGACAACCCUGAACUAUCCUUUAAAGAAAGUUACCCAAAUGGUACACUUCUGAUUUUUCUUUCAUCCAAGAUGUGGACUUUCUUAAACAGUCAUCAACAUUCUACAGACUUGCAGACGAAGAUAUUUAAAAAUGUUUUGAUGGAAAGUAGCGGGAAGGAGUUCCGUAAGAUGAUAGUCAGUUUUCACCCAUUGCCUGGAUUGAAGGAACGUUUUCACUGCAUAAAAAUAUAUAGAAUAAGGAAGCAGAUAGUAGGUCAUAAUGAUAACAGAUUUGAUAUAAACACUGAAGAUUUGUAUCAGAUGUUAAAAGAAAUCAAUGGAGAUGACGAAGAGGUGAAGCAGGGCUGGUCUGGGUAUGAGCAAAUCCUUUCACUUUUCAAUGCCACAAAAUUCAUACCAGAAAAUGAUUUAGAUUUUGGGAGGCAUUCAUUUCUAAAUGGCGAGCGUAUUAUUAAUCAGAAGAACAUACAAAACAAUUAGACACACUCGCAUGUGGGCGGAGUCUCAGCAGAAUAGAGUGUGCAACACCUACAGUCAGAAUGGUUACACCCCUGAUACAGGAUUUCAUCAUAUAGUAGAUGAACUGGGACAUGACAAGAUUGGUACAAACGAGAUUGAUAUAGAUAGUGCUAGUGUUUGCCAAGAUGGAUAUUACCCAAUGACUAGACACUUUGAUCAUGUGAUAGAAAAUCACAUUGGUUAUUGGUCGCCACCAGAAGAAGACUCAGAAAGUGUUACACAGUCUGUGAUUGGUCAAAAACAAAUGGAGAUUUAUCAGAAGUAUAAGGCAAACAUGUGACAAGUGUUGUUGAUCAGCAUUAUUUUAGAGGUCUUGCUUCAAAUCAGUGUUACCCACAUGAUUUCCUUGAAUAUUGUUAAAUUGUCACCUUUGUGCAGUAAAUGGUUAAUUGACCUGUUAAAUUUAGAAGGACUUAACUCGUUAAUGCACUAAAGUGAUGAAUGUUCUUUGGUAAUAUAUCAAUGUUGAUACAUAUUCAUUAUGUACAUGUAGAGAAAACCUUUUUGUAAGUGUUCACUAUUUUUUUGUCCUGAAUUUUUCAAACAGGAUCAUUUAGAAUUAUUUAAGACGACCAAUUAACAAUGACAACUAUAUUGUAAUGUGGUGUUUAGAAAAAAAAUGGCUGUAACUGAUUAUUCUCAUCGAUAUACUGUUAACUGUUUGUUAUGUGCUCAAAAUGUUUUUUGUGCCUUUAUGUUUUACUGCCAUAAAGUGUUCUUGUUAUUUCAGUUGUAUAAUGAUAGUCAGAAACUUGUGACAUUGGGUGAAGAUCAUUUUAAUCAUAAACUUACCUUUAGAACAGGUGACAGCACUGUAGAGUUGCCCAUGGCAACACUAUCAUAAGGUCAUCUCAUCCUGCACAUCUUUCUGUAAAGUCCCAGUAGACUUAAAACUGUUGGCUUUUUAUUAAAGUUUUAACAUUUUGAUAUUGAAAUUGCUUAUAAUGUCAUUAUAGUCACUGGUUAGUUAUCCAGGAAAGCCUGUUCGAUGAAAUGACCGAUAAAUGACCAAAACAUGAAUUAAAAACAACAUACAUAUCAAACAAUCAAACAAACAUUCAAUUCAAAGCAGGGCAAAUUUGCUAUGUAAAGGUGUAAUAAGAAAAAAAUUAUUUAAGAACUGAAAGUCCUAUUUCUAUGAUCAAUUUUAUUGAACUGUUAUAGCAGAAAAAUACAGAUACCACAUGUAUGCAAAUUACAUUUCAUAUUUUUUAACUGGUAUGAUAUACCUGCUAUGUUUUUUAAAUUAUAAACUGUCCUGUCUCAAUUGAAGAUAGUGAGAGUAAUUUAAGCCAACAAUAUAAAGUCUUACAGGGGGGCGUGGGUGAGGAAGCUGGUCCGGCACAGGUUAUUCGUAAGUGCUGCAUGUGCUCAAAGAGUGUACUAAGAUAUUUGUCACAGAUACUGUAAUUUGACUGUACGAUGCCUGUAUUUACACUUUAAUUGCUCAUCAUCCUCAAUCAAUGAAUUUAUCAUAAAAUGAAAAACUUUUUGUGCUGUGUGGCAGCUGUUCAAAGGACAGCCUCGUACUUUAUCCCGUUGUUCUUAUAUUGUUCUGCUUUGUCAGAAUUACUGAUCCUAAUACUUCAAGACUGUUCCCAGGUAAUGUGAAAUGUGUUGUAUUUUUUCUCUGGUGAACAGACUCGGUCAAACUAAGUCUGUCAUUUGCUCCCAUUUCUUUUUUUUCAGUCUCAAGGAUUGUAACCUACUUUGUAAUCAAACUAAAAUAAAUUCUGUAUAAACUAAGGAAAUUCGCUACCUCUAGAAAUUUAAUCUGUUUCGUACAAAAUUAAUACUCAAGUAUCAGUAAUGUAAAAGGUCACCUGUUUUAAGCACAUUUUGUUAAUUGAUCUUUCAAUGUCAAACAAAUGCUCUGUAUAAUUAUCAUUUCUAAUGACUUAGUUAUAUCAAAAUCUUUUUUUAACUGUCUGAAAUGGUAUGGUACUGUUCACACACUGAUUUAUGAAUCACCUCUUCAUUGUAAAAAUAAUUACAUUUUAUAUCUGUUAUAUGUGUGUUAAUCAUGUGUCUGUCUUGUGACAUUCCAUGUGUUGAUCAUAAUGAUUUUAAUUUUAUAUUUUAAUUGCUUACUUCAUUAUUGCUUUGAUCAAUUCUGAGCUGUUUGACCAAACAUAAUUUAUCAUGCUUUAAGUUUUGAUCCUGAAAUCUCUUAGGUCUGUUAUUAUUAUACCCAAAUUCAAAGCAAAGCUGUAGGGAGAUGGACAAUCAGUGCUUUAUAGGAAAAUUCAUGAAGAGCAUUUCAAAUAAUGACUCAUAUACACUACAUGUAUGCCUGUUUGCUUUUUUUUGCAGAAAACUAUAAAAUUUUAACAUUUUGGUUAGUUUGGACAUAAUGUGUGCCUCUUGUUGCAUUAUUAUGCCGGUGAAGAUAUCAAAUAUGUGUUUAUUUUGUUAGUUUAUAUUAAAAUUUUAUGCUCAGCAUUUCACAAAAAUGCCAAAAACUUGUCUGUUUGCUCUAUUUGCAGAAAAUUAUAAAAAUUGAACAGGUUAGUUUGGACAUUAUUAACAUGUAAUGAUGAAGAUAUUGCAACCAAUUCAACAUUUAACAAAAGAAAAAAAAUCAGAAAUUUUAAGAUUUAAUUGCUAUGGUAAACAGAAACUGUUGUCAACUCGACUAAUUGCAUAAAAGAUCAAAAGAGGCCUUUGAAACAAAUCUUUUCCCCAAAAUGAAUUUUAAUUUUUUGUUACAAACAGUAUUUUUGUUUGUUUGCCAAACUUAACGUUGAUUUUAUAUAUCAUAUGUUAAAUUGUUGAUGUUUUUACAGAUAUUUUAUCAUUGAUGUUACAUGUAUAUAUAAGUUGUUAUAUCAAGUGAUUUUUAGUAAAAUUCUUAAUUAAUUAGAUAGAUUUAUAAUGAUGGUCCUCGUGGGUUACUGCAAAACUUAAAUUUUUUGGCAAAUUAUAAAUAGAAAUAAAAAGGACUUACUUUUGUUGAUUUAUUUUACUGAUGUUAACUGGUGCAUCUUUACUUUUAAAGUACAUUUUUGUGAUCAAAGUUUGUAAGUUGACAAUUUAGAACAGUAACAUCUGGAUUAAUCAGUAAAAUAUUUAUAGAUGGCGCCACAUUAUGGCAAAAAUAACACAUGUUUGGAUUACUUUGGUAAUAUUAAUAAUGCAGUACCAGGUGGAACUUGUGUAUAGUUAGAUUAUAUAGUUAUUUUAGUAAUCAUCAAGAAAAAAUUGUUAUCAUGUAUGUUCUAUGUUGUUGUUUUUUUAUAGAAAAAAAUCAGUAGAAUUGA
Molecule: messenger RNA, 4485 nt
Organism: Ruditapes philippinarum (Manila clam)
Lineage: Eukaryota; Metazoa; Mollusca; Bivalvia; Venerida; Veneridae
Exons: 6
Coding region: 98-1186 (362 amino acids)
Source: RefSeq, a predicted model, not a curated record